This is a messenger RNA of Pygocentrus nattereri (red-bellied piranha), 1669 nucleotides long. RefSeq names its product transmembrane protein 134 (gene tmem134). NCBI's taxonomy places the organism in Eukaryota, Metazoa, Chordata, Actinopteri, Characiformes, Serrasalmidae. The transcript is spliced from 8 exons. Bases 274 to 894 code for a protein of 206 amino acids. The record is from RefSeq and is a predicted model, not a curated record.
UCUGUGUUGCUGUAGGUGGCGGAGGGAAGCGCUGAGAGAGAGAGAGAGAGAGAGAGAGAGAGAGAGAAAAAACUGUUUUAUCAAAGUUUCUCCUGCAGUUUGGAGUUAUUUAAAUAUAUAUGUUAUUUUCUACAUUUUACUUAUGAAGUUAGUUUAUAGCGUUAUGGGGAAAGCUAUGGCGUAAACCUCAGUAUCUGCCUGAUUAAGACGAAGAAACAUCGACAAUGAUCGUCGGUGGUUGCCCAGAGAGCGCCUAAGGGUCUGAGAGUAGCUAUGGCAGCCCAGUUCAACAUUGACGACGCAUUCUCACUGGAGGGAGAUGAGGAGGGGGUGGGGCCAGAGGGAGGUCUGGACGGUUGGAAGGGUCGAGAGAAAGAGCGAGAUGGAGAAAUGACGUUUGGUCCACUCUCCUUCACCAAACCGCAGAGUCUACCUUCCGCUUCGGCCAGCUCCACCGAACACAGCAACCUGAAGUACCAGAACCUGGAAAAUGAAGAAGCCCUGGGCAGCCCUGUUAACUCCACCUUCAACAACUUUUUUAAAAUCAGUGAUCCGGCCACGCUGUCAUACUGCAGCUCCCAGUGGUCCUUCAGCACCCUCAGCUCUGUCACACAACUGUCUGCACACUGUUGCGGGUGGACAUCUCAUCCUUUAAUAAAGAAGAACAGGAGAGUGGUGCUGGCCUCAUUUCUCCUCCUAAUCACUGGAGUUGCUCUGAUUUUUACAGGCAUCGUUGUAGAGUUGAACACGAAGGCAGAAGUGUCAAGUGCAAUUUUCUUUGUCUCUGGAUUUCUUCUCUUUAUUCCUGGUGUUUACCAUGUGAUCUAUAUAAGCUGUGCUGUCAGGGGACGGAGAGGAUUCAAGUUCUUUUAUUUGCCUUAUUUUGAGAAGUAAUGUGUCUUCAUUUUUAAUCAGGGAGAAAGGUUGUUUGACCUUUGUUUUUGGUUGAGAAAUGCAGAAAUGAUAUGAAGUGUGGAAAGCUUUAUUUGUACAGUCUCAAAGUUGAGUGAGUUUUGUAGCCUUUAUGGGUUGGGAAAUGUUGUGAGAGCAAGUUCUAUUGAACUUAUCAACGAUGAACGUCCAUGAAUUUCAGGAUAGAAUUGUGUGUCCUUUCAGCUUUACUUUGCACGCCAAAGGAUCAUAAGUUUGUAGGACAGUGUUGAGGACAAUUUGUUUGUUUUAGUUCAUUCACUCUCCUGUCAGCCAUGCAGCGGAGGGUUUUUUUUUUUUCUUUCUUUCUUUUUUUUCUUUUAAUUAAUUUUAAGCUGAUUUUUUUCACCUUUUUCACCAAUAUGUUUUUUUAACUUAAUUGAUUCUCAAGAAAAAGUCAUGUCAGAAAAAUAACAUGAAAAGAUGGGGAAGAAAUCUGUUUUGAAAUCACACAAUUGUGUAAAUUUGAAGUUACCAGUCUUGUGCAUGUGUGCAUACAUGUGGUAAGAACUUUGACAGUGUCAUUAUUCUUGAUGCCAAGUCAUAGAUGAAGUGUGAACCAAAAUAACUUUUCCCUGCACUGUUUUCUUUAAUUAACUAAUACCACUACUAACACAUUAAACCACUGUAAAACUGUGUACUUCCAGCCAGUCAGUAUGGAAGAAAUAUUUUGUGUAUGUUUUGUAUUUCUUUUAAUCAUUGUGACACUACAAUAAAACUUUUUAUAUUUUGCUUUUAA